AUGUCCCUGGGGUCUGAGGUCCCUGCGGGCCAGGGGACGCCAGUACCAGGGGCCAGCAAGCCUGGCCCCCUCUGCACAAAAAAGAGGCAGAGGGAGUCUGCCCCUAAUAAGAUCGAGGGGGCACUUAGGGCCAUCGAUGGGGGGACGGAGAAGGGGGAGAGGGUGUCGGGGGCGAGGGUCGGUGGCCUGGUAGUCGUCACCGACAUCCUCCUCUCCCAAGGGUCCAGGUAUCAGGUCCGGAAAGCAGAGGGGAGGACACUGGUACAACCAGCUGCGGCUACGGAAAAGAAGAGAGGACGGCCUUCCACUAGUGGUGGAUCCACCACGGCGGUGGAAAUAGUGGAGGGACCGGAUCCGGUACUAGUGCCGGAACAGAAGAAGAGGGGCAGACCACCUACGGCCGGCCUAGGGGUUGGGAUAAAGGAGAGGAAGGAAAAGGAGGGGAAGGACAAAAAGGAAGAGCGCCUCAGAAAGCUGGAGAGAGAGGCAUGGAAUCUCAUGGAGAGGGGAAUAUGCCAAACUCUGGCGGAUAAGAGGCCCAAUGAGGAGGUGUUCAAGGACGGAUUCUCAAUGGGCCUUCUCAGGGGGGCAGGGUCGGCAGAGCUCGCAGAUGAGAUGGGACGGACCUUGGGUGCGGUCGGGUUGGUGGCCAAACGGUGCAACACCAAGGAACCCAGGGUAGCGGCACAAGAGGGCGAAGGAGCGGAGAGGCCGGAGGUGACAAGAGAACUGGAUGACCUCUGGGAGAGCAUAAGGGCACUGCGAGUGGAGAACCAGAAGCUCCAGGAGGAGCUUCAGAAGAGCAGGGCCCGCGAGGCUCAUACCCAGCCACCCCAACCAGAACCGGUAAGCAGGAGCAAAACUUACGCUGAGGUGACGACCGGGGGAGCGUCCACCUCAGCAGAGGAGGAAGGGGAAGAGGAGAGGAGAAGGAAAAUGAAGAGGAAGACUCCCGAGGGAGACUCCCUCUCCGGUGCGGAGACGGAACCGGGUAAGGUGCGCGGGGACCUGGAUGCCGCGAUGGCGACCAUGGCUCGGGCAUCCCCGGCCGGGGUGAGGAGGCUGACUGAUCAGAAGCCUCACCUCGUCUCGGGAUGGGACGGGAGCCGGGUCGCGGGGGAGACGGGAACCCCUGCACCAACCCAGGUCCAUAGGGGAAAGGAAAGGGAGAAGGAGAAGAAAGAGGACCGCGGUGGAAAGGAGAGCCAGGCCCAGGUGCAACGGACCGCAGCGGACCAAUCGAGGGAAAGGGAAAGGGCCAGGGAGAAGAAAAAGUGGAAAAAGGCAAAGGCAAGAUUCCAGGAGGAGAGGGAGAAGGAAACUGCCGAAGGAGGAGGACCAGAAAUCCCGGCAAGGAAACUGGAGGGACUGGGGAUAGAGGAAGGGCUGAGAUAUGCGCCUCAGGCAGAAAAAGGAGGGGGAAGCCAGCCCCCUCCAAAAGAACCCGAGGACCGGAGCAAGCAGCUGGAGGAGGUCAAUCCGGCCUCCUCUGCAACGAGGGAGGAGGUAAACUCCUCGGGAGGGGACCAAGAGGAGAAGGACUCAUCUCUGGCAUCCUGGGGGAUCCCUGAAAGAACAUCAACGCUGGUCCAGAUGGAGAAGGAGACGCUGUCCCAGAGGAAGAGGAGGGGAGAUGAGCGAAAGAAGGAAGGGACCAGCGGAUCCUCGGAAGAAGACUACACCAGGAAAGUUAGGAGGGUACAGUCCGACGACACACCCCCAACCACCCUAGGGGAAGGGGAGGCGGAGGGUGAUUCACCACCGUCUCCCCUCUUAGUAGUAUACGGCUUCCCCUCAUACCCUCCAAAGGUGGGAGAGGUCCAGGUAGGGACUCUCGCGAGGCAGUCACCCUCCGUGCACAAUGAGGCGCAGGUUGUAGCCACCAAAGCCGAAGCCCCCUCGGAGGAGACCGAGGCGGUCCAGCCGCCAGAGAUUUCCCAAGAGGGGGUGAAAGUAGACAGCCCGGAGGAGGCGUGUAAGGCCUAG
Molecule: messenger RNA, 1986 nt
Organism: Harpegnathos saltator (Jerdon's jumping ant)
Lineage: Eukaryota; Metazoa; Arthropoda; Insecta; Hymenoptera; Formicidae
Product: calponin homology domain-containing protein DDB_G0272472-like
Exons: 4
Coding region: 1-1986 (661 amino acids)
Source: RefSeq, a predicted model, not a curated record